Molecule: messenger RNA, 9425 nt
Organism: Haliotis rubra (blacklip abalone)
Lineage: Eukaryota; Metazoa; Mollusca; Gastropoda; Lepetellida; Haliotidae
Product: lipoxygenase homology domain-containing protein 1-like
Molecular function (GO): protein binding
Source: RefSeq, a predicted model, not a curated record
UUAGACCGCUGCACGUGUAGGAAGGUCUGCUACACGAUAAUGGGAUACAUGGAUACUUACUGAAGAUGAACACAUCGGAAUACUACGGGAUAUAAACAUGUAAGAAAAAACAUAAACGUCCGUUAACGCGCCUCGAAGUCAUCAAGCCUCUGCCUGUCAACGAUUGUCACCGGAUUGUCGCUAACUGGUGACCUAAAUUCAGAAGACAAUGGAUCAUACAGGUGGGUCAUACAUGCAACAGCCGUUCACCAGCUCGGAGGCUGUUCGCCGCUGCUUCCAUGUUCCACAUGCACCUCUGUCUAGUCAAGUCAACGCCAAAGUGCCACGCCCACCCUAUGGUCAAGGGAGGCCCACAUCAGCUCCAGCUCGGAGGAGUUCGUACACCUACGGGAAUGGUGGCUCACACAAAGAUGCUGUCUACAGCCGAUACACACACGAGACCUCUGUCACAAGGUUCGCUCCCUUUGCAGCCAGGAAGACAGAAGCCUUCAUGAACUCCUCCCUAGGGUACCCGGUGCCCGAUGGAGGCAAGAGCGGCCCCAUCCCAAACUACUCCCCACUGAAUGACCCUCACCUCGUGGAGUAUUUCGAGAGGAGGUUCGGAACUCUUCAACUUGAUGCUCUCCGCAGACAGAGAAACAGCAUCGUUCGCAGCAGCAGCAGCCUUGGUCUUCGCCGUUCUACCACACCACAGAAGGGGGACAUCGUGUACAAGGUGUUCGUUACCACAGGGAUGGAGAAGGGAGCCAGCACCGAUGCCAAGGUAUAUAUAAAAAUGACUGGCACAAAGGGUAAAUUUCCCAAACAUCGCCUGACCAAGAAAGCUGGAUCUGUCAGGUCUAACAAUGCAGUGUCCUUCAACUUCGGUAAGGGCACCACCCACAUGUUCAAGAUAAAGGGACCAAACAUUGGAGAUAUCAAGUCUAUUGUUAUGGAGCAAUCGGGGACCAGCAGGGAACAGAGCUGGUUUCUGGAGAAAGUGAAAAUUUUGAACACAAAGAAUAAGAAGCAGUGGGUGUUCCACUGUGGUCAGUGGUUGUCCUACUUCCACACAGAUGGCCAAACGUCGCGGCAACUCUUCCCACAGGUUCCCUCCAAAACAGAGUACGAGAUCGUCACGGUGACGGGAGACAAGAGAGGAGCUGGUACUGAUGCUAAUGUGUUUGUGAGGAUAUUUGGUAAAACUGGCUCUACAGGCAAGUUCCACCUCCGGAGCAACGUGAAGUCAACAUUCAAACGCAACAGCAGCAAUUCAUUCCGCGUCAGUUCCACCUGUGUCGGACCACUCAGCAAACUCAGGGUGGAGCACGACAACACAGGUCUCGCAGCAGGCUGGUUUCUGGAGAGGGUAGUGGUGACCGACCUCAGGAACCCCAAGUGGAAAUAUUUCUUCCCCUGUGGUCAGUGGCUGGCUACGGAUGAAGGUGACGGCUCCAUCUCCCGUGACCUCGUCGGCAGUCGGGACCCCAUGGCCAUCAGAAAAGUGGGCAAGUACAAGGUGACUGUGUUCACCGGCAAUGUGAAAGGUGCAGGGACCGACGCCAAUGUCUACCUGACCAUGUUUGGAGAGAAUGGAGAUUCAGGAGAGAAACCGCUCAGGAAGUCGAGGAAAAACAACUUCGAGAGAGGAAAGAAAGAUGAAUUCAUCAUUGAAUGUCCACGCCUUGGUCGCCUGGAACGGUUGCGAAUUGGUCAUGACAACUCUGGGUUUGGGCCUGGAUGGUUCCUGGAUAAGAUCAUCAUUGAUGAUGUGGAAAUGGGCUCGGUGUAUGAAUUCCCAUGUGGGAGAUGGUUCGCAUCUGACGAGGAUGAUGGACAGAUAUCACGUGACCUCCUCCUCAACGUUGGACCAAUGGAAGCAGCCCCUGGAAUCCCAUACAUCAUCACCGUGACAACGGGAGACAAACCCAAUGCCGGAACUGAUGCUCGCGUGUACAUGGAACUGUUCGGUCGAGAAGGGGAAGAGACGAGUGGCAAGAUAUGGCUCGAUAAUGGAAACUUUGACAGGAACAAAACUGACAUUUUCAACAUCGGUGUGGCCAGAAUGCUGAGUCCUCUUGACCACAUCAUCGUGGGCCAUGACAACAGCGGCGCUGCACCUGGAUGGUACCUUGAUAGCGUGUCUGUGUACUGUGCCAGUGCAGGUAUUGAGCAGUUCUUCUACUGUGGCAAGUGGCUGGCGAGUGACGAACAUGAAGAGGUCAUCCAGAGGACGCUGUAUGAGCAGGUGUCUCGCAGGAAGAAGAGAGAGAAGAAAAUGACAUGGUUCGUAUGGGUUCACACUUCGGACAUGCAGAACGCGGGCACGGAUGCGAAUGUGUACGUUACAAUGUAUGGUGAGAAGGGAAAGACGGAUGACCACCUGCUGGAAAACAAGGGUGACACCUUUGAACAGGGUAAAAUGGACCGCUUCAAACUGGACAUGACUGACAUCGGCAAACCCUACAAGCUUCGUGUCUGGCAUGACAACAAGGGAGCUUUCUCUGGAUGGCAUCUGAGCAAGAUUGAGAUGGAGAACAUGGUGACGAAGGAUCGGUACAUCUUCACAUGUGACAAGUGGCUGGCCACGGAUGAAGACCAAGCAGAGACUGUCCGGGAGAUGCCUGCUGAGGGGCCCCUCAUAAAAAAACCUGCUUCCUUGACGAACUAUUCAGUGGAGGUCCACACUGGUAAGAGACAAUACGCUGGCACCGACGCCAACGUCUAUGUCAACAUCUUUGGUGAAAUGGGUGACACCGGCAAUCGGAAUCUGAGGAAGUCGAAGAACAACAUCAACAAAUUCGAGAAGGACAAGGUUGACUCAUUUGAAAUUGAGGCUGUGACCUUGAAGAAGUUGAACAAGAUCCGCGUUGGUCAUGAUGGAACAGGCCCAGGGAGCGGUUGGUUCCUCGACAAAAUAAUUGUGAAACAGAUUGGUUCGACAAAAUAUGACACCACUUUUGAGUGCAAUAGGUGGUUGGCAGAGGAUGAGGAUGAUGGCAACAUUGAGCGGGACAUCACAGCCAGUGGUUCACAGAUGCUCAGUACAACCAGGUAUGUGAUAAACGUGAAGACGGGUGAUGUACGUAAUGCUGGCACCGACGCCAAUGUCUCCCUGAAGAUAUUCGGCAGCAAGGGAGACACAGGCAACAUGCAGCUGAAGUCAUCCGAGUCGUCAAGCAACAAGUUUGAGAAGAACAGAACGGACAAAUUCAUCAAAGAUGCUUCCGACAUUGGAAAGAUCAAGAGUAUUCGAAUCGGACAUGAUGGUUCAAAGCCUGGUGCUGGUUGGUUCCUAGACAACGUCUCCAUCGACAUCCCCUCCCGCGGCGAGCAUUACUACUUCGCCGCUCACCGAUGGCUGGCAAAGGACGAGGAAGAUGGCCAGCUGGAGAUAGAUAUGGACCCGUCAUCCACGGAGCAGCGGGAAAAGACAAUCCCAUACGAGGUAACGAUCUGGACCAGCAAAAUGCGUGGGGCAGGGACAGACGCCAAUGUCUUCCUACAGAUGCGGGGAGAAGGUAAGAAGACAGAAGAGAUCCAGCUCCGCAACAAGACCGACAACUUUGAACAGGGGGAGAAGGAAAAAUUCAAAGUUGAGGCGGCAGACAUCGGCCGACUUCAGAAAGUUCGGAUUGGACAUGAUGGUGCUGGUCGAUUUGCUGGAUGGCACUUGGAGAAGAUGCUGAUUCAAAGAAAACCGCUGUCUGGUACAAAGAAAAGACGAAGACCGUCCGAUCUGGAACGGCGCAAGUACACUCGAGAUCACGAGGAGUCUGAUUCCUCUAGCUACAGCCCACCGUCAACGCCGAAACGCCGCAAGAAAAGGACGCACAGAUCGAGUCUGGAGCGGGUGGAUGAGGCAGAGGAGGACCUGUACGAUGGAGACGAGACGGAGGAUUACUGGUUCUUUGUGGAUCGGUGGUUUGCGAAGGGGGAAGAUGACAACCAGAUUGUGAGGGAGCUGAUUCCCACGGACGAGAGGGGGAACAGGCUGAAGGGGACUCUGAAAGAGUUGGAGUAUACAGUGAAGAUCUUUACGGGAGAUAUAUUUGGUGCUGGCACUGACGCCAACGUCUACGUCAACCUCUGCGGCGAGAAUGGAGACUCGGGAGAAAGACACAUGAAAGAAUCAAACCAUACGAACAAGUUUGAGAAAAAUCAGGAGGACGUGUUCAAGGUGAAGGCCAUUGACCUUGGUAAGCUGACCAAGUUAAAGAUUUACCAUGACAACAAAGGUGGCGGGGCUGCCUGGUUCUUGGACAGAGUGGAAGUCGAGGAGCCAAUGAGCAGACGGAGCUAUUUCUUCCCCUGUCAAAGAUGGCUGGCAACCAAUCAGGACGAUGGACAGAUAGCACGUGACCUGGUCCCAGUUGACCAGUCACUGCGGAGGAAACUGUCACGGAAGGACUCAACAGCUAUCAGAGAUGAAAUUGCCCUAGAAACUAAAGCUGCCAUGACAACGUAUCACGUGAAGGUGACAACAGGCAAUGUGUGGGGGGCGGGGACGGAUGCCAAUGUUUACGUCAUUCUCUUCGGAGAGGAAGACACCACAGGCAAGAUGUUUCUUAAAUCAUCUCUCACCAACAAGAACAAGUUUGAGAAGGCCAAGAUGGAUGAGUUUAUCCUGGAAUGUGUAAAGAUUGGAGAGCUGAAAAAAAUCAAAAUUGGCCAUGACAACGCUGGUGGUGGUGCAGCAUGGCAUCUGGACAACGUCGUCAUCGACUGCCCCUCCCUUGGUCGCAUGUGGACUUUCCCCUGCAAUCGCUGGCUUGGAGAGAAAGAGGACGAUGGCGCCAUCGAGCGGGAACUGUUUCCCCAGGAGCUGGCUACCCAAGAAUACAUACCAUGCAUUCCCUAUGAGAUUACAACAUACACGAGCGAUCGCUCCGGAGCUGGGACAGACGCAGAUGUGUUCAUCGUCCUGUAUGGCAAGGAAACAUGUACGCAGCAGAAGCCAUUAUGUAACACCAAGCGUGAGAGGAAGGAGAAAUUCAACAAGGCGGCGGCCGACAAAUUUGUUGUUGAGUUGGAAGAUGUCGGUCAGACCAUUGAGAAGAUCCGUAUCGGCCAUGAUGGUUCCGGGUUUGGAGCUGCUUGGCAUUUGAACAAGGUGGAUGUCCGCAAACUGCACACAACAGGAAAGGGUUCCAUCACGUACGAGUUUCCAUGUGAUCGGUGGCUGGCUCGUAAUGAGGACGAUGGCGCCAUUGUGCGAGAACUGUUGCCGAAGAAGGCCACCAAGGAGGUCAUUGGGAAGGAUGGAGAAGUGAAAGUGGUUGAUCAUAAACUGCGGGACAAACUACAAGCCAAGAAGUACAUCGUGAAUGUCCACACUGGAGGUGAGAAGGGUGGAGGGACAGAUGCUAAUGUGUUCCUGACGAUCUUCGGAGAGCGGGGAGACACAGGCGAGAGGAAGCUUCAUACCUCAGAGACACACCGAGACAAGUUUGAGAAAAAUCAGCAUGACAAGUUCAACAUGGAGGCGGGGGACCUUGGGAAGCUGUACAAGAUCUACAUCCGCCAUGACAACUCCAUGCUGAACCCCGCCUGGUACCUGGACCGUGUGGAGAUCCAGGACACCUCUGACAACCAGAACUACAUCUUCCAUUGUGAGAGGUGGCUGGCCAAGAACAAGGGAGAUGGCAAGAUAGAGAGGCACCUCUAUGUCAAGGGCUAUGAUGGCGAGAUGUCAAGUACAGGGACUCUCAGGUCGACCAAGUACGGAUCUGUCAGCAGCCUUGACUCCAUGAGAACCACAGACCCAUUCGGCAAAAGUCCCCGGCUCAACCGUAGACAGUCCCUCAUGUCCUCCAUGGAGGAAGUACCGGAAGGCCCAACUAUUCCGUACACAGUGAAGGUGACAACAGGCAACGGCGAGGACAACGGCACCAGCAGCAACGUGUAUGUCCGGAUCAUCGGCCCGAAGAAAGUUGACACAGGGAGACUGUUCCUGGAGCUAGCACAAAAGGAAACCUUCGCUGCAGGAUCCGUUGAGACAUUCUCCCUAGAGGCCAUUGAUGUUGAUGAAGUGAAGAGGAUAGAGGUUGGCCAUGACGGUAACGCCCCUGGUACUGGAUGGUUCCUGAAGGAGGUGGAGGUUGAUCUUCCCACCAAGGGCAAGCACUAUCAUUUCACUGCUCAGUGCUGGCUGGCCAGGGACAAGGGUGACGGCAGAAUUAGCCGCACCUUCAGCGUUGAUGACGGACAGAGCUCUGUCACCUCAUACAGACCAAUGUUGCCGUAUGAGGUGAGCAUCCAAACCGGUGAUGUACCGGAAGCUGGAACCGACUGUAAGAUCUUCAUCACCGUGUUCGGUCAGAAGGGGUCAACAUCACAGAUAGAACUGCCCAAGAAUGAAGACCGCUUCGAGAGGGACAGGACAGACAUGAUCAAGCUGGAACUGGAUGACAUUGCUCCCCUGAAGAAGCUGAGGGUAGCGGUAGAGCCGAAGGCUGGUCGCCAGUCCUGGUUUUUGGACAAGAUUGAGCUGCGAAACAUGGAGACUGGUGUGCUCUCCGUAUUCAACUACAAGGAUUGGCUGGGCAAAGGGAAGGAGAAAGGUGAAGGUCGUCUGUCAGUGGAUCUACCAGCCACAGAAAGGGGCAAAGCUGUUAUUGGAAAGACUCAUUACAAAAUCGACGUGCACACAUCAGACAUCCGAGGUUCUGGCACUGAUGCCAAUGUCUACAUCAUUAUGUUUGGCGCCAACGGCGACUCGGGUGAAAUUAACCUUGACAAGUCCGAGACCAACAAAGAUCCUUUCGAACAGGGUAGAACAGAUGUGUUCACCAUCAAGAACAUCCUUACACUCGGGGAGCUCAGCAAACUCCGAGUGUGGCACGACAAUAAAGGUCUGGGGGCUUCAUGGCACCUUGCGUCCAUCGACGUGGAAGACCUGUCGUCCCAUAAGACCUACAACUUCAUGUGUAACCGGUGGCUGUCGAAGAGCGAGGAUGACAAACAGCUGAUCCGGGAACUGACAUGCAGCAACCAGCUCCAGUCUGACUCUGCAUCCUCGGGUAAAGUCGUGUAUGACAUCGAGGUGACGACGACGGACAAGAAAGAAGGGGGGACAAUCCAUAACGCCUGGCUCAUCCUUGAGGGAUCGAAAAAGACAUCAAAACCAUUCCACAUAGAAAACAGCCCGCAGAACAAAGUGCUUCGGAGGGGACAAACAGAUAAUUUCCGGAUGACGUCUUCGGCACUUGGAAAACUUGAAAGCUGCAUUAUUGGUGCUUAUGAACGUGAAGAUCGGCCAAUCACAACAAGUGAAGGGAAAGAAGCGUCCUGGCAUUGCCACGAGGUCAUAGUUACAGACACCACAGGUGGAGGAAAGUUCUUCUUCCCAUGCAAGUCUUGGGUACCUAUAAAUCGCAAAUUCUCCAAGAAUUCUGGCAAACAGCUUGAUGUGAAGAAAGUAGAGGAGAGCCAGGUGUCAAAAACACGAGACUUGGCGCCAGUGAAGUACGAAAUCAUCGUGCACACUGGCAACGUGAAGGGGUCAGGAACCAACGCUAAUGUGACCAUUACCAUAUUUGGUGAAAACGGUGAUACAGGCAAGCGGCCCUUAAAACAGAAAUUCAGGGAUCUGUUUGAGAAGAACCAGACGGACAAGUUUGAGAUUGAAGCUCUUGACCUGGGUGAUCUGAAGAAGAUAAGUAUCGAACACGACAACACUGGCUUCAGACCCGGCUGGUUCCUCGACUACGUGCAGAUUGUAAACAAAGCUAUCGAAGCCACGUUCAACUUCCCCUGCGACAAAUGGUUUGACAAAGACAAGGGCGAUGGAGAAAUAUCUCGGGAAGUCUAUGUCAGACAUGACUAGUGCUCACUGAUUCCCUAAAAACUGACUGUGAUAUUUUGAUCAAACACUGCUUAUUGUGAGACUCCUGAUAUUACAAGGCGUCAAUAAAUCGACUAUUGUUACAUAGACAAAUAGGUUUUAUCUCAUAGUCAUGAAAUAUAUGAUCUUAUCGUUUCCUUUUGAUCAGUGUAAAUUAGAUGUAUUCAUAUUUUAUUAGAUGUAACAAUGUAGUAAUUCUUCCCAAGGAUCUGUCAUUUGGGAGAUGUACUUAAAACUAAUGCUUAACAUGAAGUCAGGAUUGAUGAUAUUUCAGGACAUAUUCAUGACAACUACCCAUAUUUACAUGACAUUUACAAAAUAUAGAUAAUGUCAAGUAUGCAAAUACUGAUAGUCAAUACUAGAUAAUGUUUGCUCCAUGUUGUGAUGUUUUAGGCGUGACACUUGUCAUCUGUUCUCAGGAAAGUAUCAUGUUAGUUUGUCCAUACUUUAUUGUUGAUCCAAUUUGUUUCAAAGUGGCCUUAACCAUGCAAGUGCCCAAAAAGCCAUUACAUAAUUCAUAAGGUUUUCCUCAAGACUUAUUGUACAAAAAUGAAUUUGGUAACCAUGGAAAUUCACCCUAUGAUCCAGGGAAUAGAGUUAUCGAAAGAUAUCAAAUUAUUCAAAACCAUGUUCAAUAUUUUUAAUUUGGGCAGGGGUAUCAGCACUGAGAGAUGAAACCUUUUACAGUUGUUUAACUUGGUAUGGUGUGGUGUUAUGCCAGUUGUAUUGCCAAGAUAUUGUUGCAUUUAGUUAGAUUUCAGGUAUUCUGGCUUUCAUCACACUUGUAUAUUUUUGUGGUUUUCAGAUUCUUGCAGACCAAUUUCAAAAUUUCCAAUUUCAGUAUUUUGUGAUAAAUAUAGUAUGAAGCUGUUUUGUUGAAUCUCUACAUUUAUAAGAAAUAAUGUUUUUGAAAGUGUGGGGAUUGUUUAUUUGGGAGUAAUUUUUUUAUGCAUCUAAAGCUUUGUUCUCUUUGUAACAUAAUGGCACCGAAAAAAGAUAACAUUGGAUGUGCUGUAUGUAUUAUUUUUUAUUUAUGUUUUAUUUUAUUUAUUUUUAAAAUCUUUUUGUUAUUUUCAUUUUGUAUCAUGUUUGAAGUUUUUUUUAAAUCUGUUGAAGAUGGAGAAGAUAAAAUAUCAUUAAAAGUUUUAAAACUAUUUUAAUUUUAUUUUCUGAUUGGUCUUUUCAAAUCUGUAAACCAGUAAAUAUAUAUAAAGUGCUGACUUACUGUCUAUGUUAUUGUCAUGCAGAGCUUUUAACAAAGUAUUUUUGAUGCUGUAGGGAUCAAACGUUUUUUCUAUGGGACCAAUUUUUGCUAGAAGUCUUUUAUAGUUGUUGUAUUUUAUAAAUGUACAUUUGUACAAGGCAGCAUAUAUAUGUAUCUGUGAGACGAUUAUUAUGUACAUACAUACUGGUUGUGUAUAUAUAUGUAUAUAGUUGUUACACCUAAACCACGCGUCUUAAUACACCACACCACACAUUAAUGUUCUCUGUGAUAUGAUUUAUAAAAUGUUUCUAUUUGCCUUCAGAUGGAUUCACAUUGUGCAUUAAUCAUCAUAUUCUGUUAAUUCCCAUGGCAGACGUGAUUUUCAAGUAUUUAUCU